CUGAGUUGACGCGAUUCGACUCACGCUGCAUUGUCGCCUUGUUUGACUCACGAAGACUGGCUUAUUGGUUAGUUCGUCUAAAGAGUGCUUAUGCUGCCUAUUUGCAUGAUCGACAUUGAAAUCCCCCAGUGCUAUGGCUUGGUAAUCAGUCACUAACAUAGACCCUGCUAGAUCUAUAUAAGCUCCUUCCACGCCCCAACACAGAUGGUACUUUUCUGGCCAUAUAGGCCGCCUAGUACUAUCUCCUUUCAUUUCUCGAUCUCUCGACUAACCCGUUCAUAUCAUCAUCAAGCCAUGGGUGACAAGAAACAGUACUCUGGCCCUCGUCGGCCUCCCGCCAGCAAAGAAAAAAGACCACCGAUCACCCAUUUCCUUUGUAUCCCACUAGUCAAUGCAGCCUCUCUCCCUCAAUUGGAGUCGUCUCUCGCAGCAUUCAAAGCCGCUCUUCCUCUUGCUCCUCAACCGCCUCACCAUGGGCUUCCCUCAAGAAAACCCGUCGUCGAGCGCCCACUCAUUCCCCGCGGCGCAAUUCGACCCGUCGGCACCCUCCAUCUUACCCUAGGUGUCAUGAGUCUCCCAACGCAGCAGCGACUAGAAGAAGCCAUUAAGCUUCUCCAUUCUCUAGAUCUAGCCAGCAUGGCGCGCGAGGCGGAGCGAAGCGCACGCCGUAGCCGGACAACGAAGAACAAGAGCCAAUCUACGACUUCUCAAAUCGACAACGACACAAUCACCAACCCUAGCCCUUUCACCGUCUCGCUGGAGUCCUUGAGUGCGAUUCCCCGAGCUCGAGCUGCCACGGUCUUGCACGCGGCACCCGUGGAUUCCUCGUCUCGACUGUAUCCGUUCUGCGAGAUUCUACGGGAUAAGUUUCUUGAGGCGGGGUUCCUGCAAGCUGAGGUCAAAAAGGACAAGAGACCUGAGGGGGUACCUCAACAGCAGUCACCUCAGCAGUCAGCUCAGCUAUCACCUCGGCAGCAGCAACAGCAGCAACAGCAGAGUGACAUCAGCAAUCGACCCCCAGCAGCACCCAAACCCAAACUCCGCCCCCUCCUUCUCCACGCCACAGUUGUGAACACAAUCUACAUCAAAGGAAGACAACAGCCCGCCGAGCGAGGUCUGAACGGCAAAAACCGCAGAAACCAGUACACUUUCGACGCGCGGGACAUCCUCACCCACUAUAGAGACUACUACGUCGACGGUAACCGCGUAACUCCACGGUCGGACGCUGUCGUCGUGAAAACCCCAGUUGUGAAAACCAGUACGCAUGAAAGCACCCCCCAGGGUGGAUCAGACGACGAGGAGGCCUCGGCUGUGUCGAGCAGGAAGGAGAAAUUCCCAUUUGUCUGGGCCAGGGACUUUCCCCUGGAUGCGAUUUGUAUCUGUGAGAUGGGCGCCAAGAAGCUUGAUCUUGAGAACGAUCCUGAUGGAAUGAAUGCUCGUUUGGGGGAGAAGUACAGGGUUGUUGCGGAGAGGAGACUGGAUUUUGGGUCCGCGGCUGACGCAUGAUAUGUCUGAUGAUGAUGUUCAAGUUAUAUACUUUGUCAUAGACUAGACUGCCAAAAGGCAAUCAAUAAUUCUACGGUACCCG
Aspergillus campestris IBT 28561 is the source of this 1588-nucleotide messenger RNA. RefSeq lists its product as uncharacterized. The coding region runs from base 295 to 1506 and encodes 403 amino acids. NCBI's taxonomy places the organism in Eukaryota, Fungi, Ascomycota, Eurotiomycetes, Eurotiales, Aspergillaceae. The transcript has a single exon. Gene Ontology annotation, cellular component: nucleus. The record is from RefSeq and is a predicted model, not a curated record. Gene Ontology annotation, biological process: DNA alkylation repair; regulation of DNA-templated transcription.